UUUCCACUGCAAUUUCCUUUCUCCAGUGGCCAAAAAAAUCCACCGACUCACGCACCUCCCCUUCUUUUCCUUCUCCGACGACAGAGGUAGCUCGCACCGAAGAUACUCCGGCGAAAUGGACUCGCACGCGCCGACUCCGAGUGGUGGUGGCGGGACGUGGUGGACGGACGAGAAGCACCUGCAUUUCCUGGACUCGCUCGAGUCAUCUUUCCUGCGCACGAUGCUCGUCAGAAGAAGCAACCGCCCUGUUCUCCGCCUCGAUCGUCACUUGCCCGAUAGCGGCGACUCGACCAGCGAUUUGACUCCUCCUGGGACGAGGAAGACCAAGACAACCCGAGAUACUUAUUGCAGAUUGGACGGCCCUGCUGCAAAGAAGUCGAGGCAUUCACGGCCGUCGCGGAAUCAUUCAUGCGAUGAUCAGGUAGUCCCCCAAAUCGCGAAAAGAGCAGCUGACGAGGAUGAGGAAGACCCCACCAAUGUCCAGGCUUCGCAAGCCAGACCCACCUGAGAAAGACCAAAAGACAAUAUCACUGUUUCUGAUUCCUCUUCGCUCUAGUCGCUUGUCCUCCGAAGCUUUGCAUAAAAAUAUGAUGAUGAUGUUAGGAAGAGAUAGGUAAAUGGUGGUGAGUUUCUUAGGAUUCAGAAAAAUUUCGGGACCAGCUAGACGGAGCUGUCGAUUGUAGCACCAAAGUCCUGAUCUUGAUUGUGAUUUGCUUUCAUUAGCCUAACUUGCAGCUGGGAGGCCAUCGCCCUCAGUUUACCAAAUUGUUUCGACUUUUCAAUAAUGCCUGUCGACAUCAGCUCGGAUUCAUUAAGAUCCUUUGGAUUUUCAUUUUCUUGGGUUUUGAUUUUUGUCGAGGUCGGGGCCUGAACUUUUGCGUGGGAGCGCAGAUAUUUUUGCAACUUUUUAGGUUUGCCAUUCGACGGUUUAAGAUUAUUGUCCGCAGUAAUGUGAUGGGGAUGGGUAGAGAUGAAGAUAACGAGCUCUUCGACAGUUGAGAUUUCGUUCUCUCCCUGUUCUUAGUCAGAUUAUAAAACCAGGACUUGGCACUGUCUAAAUCAUUCCACCUAAGAUCUUUCGACUGUCCUAGGUGGUUGCGCGUUUUAUUUCAUUUGCUAUCAAUUUCUUGUAGCACGUGCCUCGUUUUCCUAUCGUACUUGUUAAUAAUCGUGUUGACUUAGACAUCGUUUAGGACCUAUCAAUCCAGACCACGAAAAAAAGGAACGAUACCAGCUUGUUGCAUGUUCGAGUUCCCAUUGCCCCGUUUGUCAU
This is a messenger RNA of Rhodamnia argentea, 1273 nucleotides long. RefSeq lists its product as uncharacterized. NCBI's taxonomy places the organism in Eukaryota, Viridiplantae, Streptophyta, Magnoliopsida, Myrtales, Myrtaceae. Bases 116 to 508 code for a protein of 130 amino acids. The record is from RefSeq and is a predicted model, not a curated record. The transcript is spliced from 3 exons.